AUGACGGCUGACGGUAGGGCGGACAUCUGUAUGUCAAAUUAUUUAUUUAUAUUAUUUGUGAACCUAGGUGUAUUGGGAUAUUAUAAAAAAACUGUUUUAAAACAGUAUCAAAUGAGAUAAAUGUCUACAGAGCCCAUAAAAAUGCCGUCAGCAACGAAAGAGAAGGAUUCAACGAUCCUCAAAAUCGCAGUGGAAAUGUUAAAUGCUCCUGACAAAGUACCCCAGCUUAUAGAAUUCGAUCAAAGUCAACCUCUUUCAAGUAUUAUACAGCUCCUGUGUAAGACUUGGGGUUUACCAGACCCAGAGAACUAUGCUCUACAGUUUUCCGAAACCAAUAACCAGAAUUAUAUUACAGAAAAGAAUCGGAAUGAGAUAAAAAACGGCUUGGUGUUGCGACUAGAACAAUCGCCUGCUAAAACAGUGCAGGACAUUUUAGCCAAAAUAAAUUCAGGCACUGAAAUUGAGCAAACCAUUGCACUAACCAAACUGGCAACAUUGAGUAGUGAUCUCACAUUUGCUGUUGAAUUUAUCAACAAAAAAGGGUUGUCACUCAUCAUCAGCACAAUUGAAAAUGGAAGGUUCAAAGGGAAUUCCUUGAAAUUCGCUCUAGUCACAUUUGUAGAGCUUAUGGAUCAUGGAAUUAUAUCUUGGGACAUACUAGAGAAUCCUUUCAUCAAUCGAGUUGCAAGUUACAUAAACAAUCAGACGACUGCACAAGACCCUAAAGUCAUUCAAGCAUCUUUAUCUAUACUUGAAAAUAUUGUGGUUAACAGCUCUGGUAAGAAGUCUCAUGUUGAAAAGGAAAUAACAAUUCCAAGUCUGGUCUCACAUUUGCAGAACCCAUAUCAGGAUAGUAUUAUUCAACAAAAUGCCAUUGCUUUAAUAAAUGCAAUCUUUUCAAAAGCAGAUAACAGUAAAAAGAAGGCUAUUGCGGCAACUUUAGCUUCAAAACAGGUUCGCAAUGUUAUUUUUGAAAAUCUAAUUGCCGUGGGAGAAUUAUCCUCAAAGAAUCAAUCUAAAGAUGCCCUUGGAACUGAAUUAGCUCACCAGUUGUAUGUCUUGCAAACGCUGAUGCUUGACCUCCUAGAACCAAAAUUACGACAGAGAGCUGACUAUCACGAACAAGAGUCUCAUGAAAAGAUCAAGGAAUUGAGAAAGAUAGCUUUUGAAGGUGACAGCAAUUUCAAUAUGGAAGUGACUAUAAGACGCCAACCAGGAAGUCUUUCUAAGGACCCAAAAAAACUUGGAUUCAAGUGUGAAAUUGAUCCUAUUAAAGACUUCAAUGAAGUACCACCUGGAGUAUUGGCUCUAGACUGUAUGGUGUACUUUGCUAGAAAUUACACAGAAGAAUAUACAAAAAUUGUUUUGGAGAACAGUUGCAGAGCUGAUGAACAUGAAUGCCCCUUUGGAAAAACCAGUGUGGAACUUGUUAAACUCCUUAGUGAUAUAUUACACAUAGGAGAACCAGCAAGUGAACAAGGACAAACAUAUCACCCUUUAUUCUUUACCCAUGACCAUCCUUUUGAGGAAUUAUUCUGUAUUUGUAUUGUUUUAUUGAACAAGACCUGGAAGGAGAUGAAAGCAACUACAGAGGACUUUGUUAAAGUAUCAAGUGUUGUUAAAGAACAAAUCAGCAGGGCAUUGUCAGCAUCACCAAAAAGUUUUGAUAAGUUUCGUCAAAAAAUUAAUCAUUUGACAUAUCCUGAAAUAAGACAGAUAUGGCAACAGGAACGCACAAACAGAGAAGUAUGGGAGUCACAUGCGAAGCCAAUAGUGGAACUGCAAGACAAAAUAACUCCAGAGAUAGUUGAGUUGAUCGAACGGCAAAGGUUAGGAGUAUUAGUAGGUGGCACCAGGUUUAAAAAAUAUGCACAGAGACCACAAAGGACAAAAGACAAAUUUUGGUUUGUCCGUUUGUCUCCAAACCACAAAGUAUUACAUUAUGGGGACUGUGAUGAAAAAAGCACACCAAGUUUAGAAGAGUUGAGUAACAAACUGACAGUAUCUGAUAUCAAAUGUGUCGUGGUAGGAAAAGACUGUCCUCACAUGAAGGAAUUAAAAGGAAGGAAGAUUACUCCUCACUUGGCUUUUUCUCUUAUAUUAAAGUCUUCUGAAGUGACUUCAUUAGAUUUUGUGGCACCAGAUGAGCAGAUAUUUGAUUAUUGGACAGAUGGUAUCAACGCUUUGUUGAAAGAAAAAAUGACCAGUAAAUCAUUUAAAAGUGAUUUGGAAACUUUAUUGUCUAUGGACAUAAAAGUGAGACUACUUGAUGCAGAAGGCAUUGACAUACCUCAGGAUCCACCUCAAAUACCUGAGGAGCCAGAUGACUAUAAUUUUGUAUAUGAAAACAAUUAGAACAUUCUGAUCUAUAAUUUUACUCAGAUUUCAAAUAUAUAUAUGCAAAUAUCAAUAUGGCGGUGAUAAACUGAUUGCUUCACUUAGAUUUUGAUGAUAACAGCAGGAGGUUGUAUGAAUCAGAUAGUGUUUCCUUGAAUGCUACAUCCAGAUUCUUUACAAACCUUAAGUUAAAACAGGCUUGUUUACACUGACCAUGAUUUCUAUAUAAUAAUGAUUUGUAAACUUUUUCUAUAUUUAUAUUAUUAUAUUUAAGCAAUAUUAUAGCACAAAAUAUUAUGAGAUGAAUGUAGUAAAUUAUCCCAAUUACUAAAUUACUAUAUUCGAUAAUUUAUUUAGUGAAGACAUAGUGUAAUGAAACAAAAUAAGUUGAUUGAUAAAUCAAAGAUAAAAAAGUUCUAUACCGAAAUAUUUACUAGGUCUUAUUUUAGAAUUCAUCUGAAGUCACUACAGAUAUUAGUAUAAUUAGAUCGAUAAUGAAUUUCUAUUUGCUAUAUUUAAAACUAUAAUUUCAAUUACAACAAAAUAUUUUUCUAAAAAUUAAUAUAAUUUUUUAAUAUACUCAGUUAUUUAUACAAAAUAACUGAGUAUAUUUUUGCAGAAUCGAUAUAAUGAUGAAAUUAAAUUUUAGUGAAGUUGGAAAGAUAUCUCGGACAUUACCAAGCAUAUUCCAUUUUUAAAAUAAUGAUUUUACAGAGAAAUUGAUAGCAGAACCUGUUAUGUGCAAUACCACCUAAUAUUAUCCAUCGAUGACCUAUGGAUCUUACGACUUACCUUUUUUCAAUAUCAAUUUUAUGUAACCAGAAAUUUUGCUGGAAUUUUAAUUGGCGCGAUUUCCUUUAAAGCAUAAAAUGAUCUUUAAAAUUGUGCAGUUGUGGCAUCUAUUUGAAUGUAGUCUGGGAAGUUAACGGUAAUGGAUACUAUUGGUACUUGCCAACCGACUACGACAUACUUCCGUUGUCUACCAAACGAUCGUAGCAUAUUGAUUAGAUAUUCAUCUACUUAUAUUGUAUGAAUGUAUUUUGAGAACUUACAAAUCUUUGUAGCUAGAUAAUAGGUUUAUACUUCCAUGAAAUUGUUAAAAGUAUUUUUUAAAAGACUUGUCAGUGACGUGACAUUGUAUUUAAGUUUUAUGACGAACUAUUUUAAUUACUUGUACUAAUACUAAGUACUAUUAGACAUAUAAUUAGUAUUACUUGAAUAUUUUAUAUCCUGAAAUUCCAUUUGAGUAUAUCGACUGAAUUUAUAUAGCUUCCAUAAUUAUGUAGUUGCUGUGGCCAUAUUCCAAUGUUAUAUUUUGUAUACCAAAGAUCAUGUCUAAAGAACAAAAUAUAUUUAUGUGUAUUCUCAAAUAAAGUUUUUAUUAGAUUA
Galleria mellonella (greater wax moth) is the source of this 3726-nucleotide messenger RNA. RefSeq names its product engulfment and cell motility protein 1 (gene Ced-12). The record is from RefSeq and is a predicted model, not a curated record. Lineage: Eukaryota; Metazoa; Arthropoda; Insecta; Lepidoptera; Pyralidae. Bases 121 to 2355 code for a protein of 744 amino acids. Gene Ontology annotation, biological process: cell motility; actin filament organization. The transcript has a single exon. Gene Ontology annotation, cellular component: plasma membrane.